Messenger RNA from Physcomitrium patens, 2451 nucleotides. RefSeq lists its product as uncharacterized. Gene Ontology annotation, biological process: aromatic amino acid biosynthetic process. Gene Ontology annotation, molecular function: 3-dehydroquinate synthase activity; oxidoreductase activity. The record is from RefSeq and is a predicted model, not a curated record. Lineage: Eukaryota; Viridiplantae; Streptophyta; Bryopsida; Funariales; Funariaceae.
GACCAAUACAUCUUCGCAGCAUUUCCAGUUGGUUCUCGCCGAACGUGGUUGUUGGCCAAUAUGAAUUGACGCUAGCUCCAUGAUGUCUGGUACUAGCUGCACAGGGGUGCGCCUAACUGAGAGACUUCUCAUGUUUCGGCUGGUCGAGAUGGUUUUGUUCGUUCUGGCUUGUUCUUUGUUUACGAAUAUGAAAAAGAAACUUUCCAUUUCAAGAGUCUACGCAAUGUUGCGAUUGCGAAGUGCUCAAAUGUUUCUUGAGAUCUAUAAUCUGUAAUUGCGAGUUUUGGGGAGGUUGGAAGUUGCCGCGGACUUGUUGAGCCCUUGUUGACAGAAAUGUCCUCACCGAAGUCCGUGACGAGGUCAGGAAAGACCUCCACGUUCAUAGGGAAUGGCGACACCAACGCCAUACGGGCGCCAUUAGAGCAGUGGACGGGCAUAGGGAGCAGCGAUGGAAAAUCAGCCGAUGAUUUUAGCAAUGCAGCCAACAACAGCGACCGAGUGAAGGUCAUAAACAGUCGGGAAAAGGCGAGUUUCGACAGUGCGAUGAGCGACGUAGACGAGUGCGACGAGCGGAGAAGGUUUAGAAAUGUUGCGGUGAAAGUAAACUACAAUAGUGACAGUUGCUUGACGCCGCGAUCGCGUCGGACUCUGCGGAGGAUGGUGUCUACCAUCAGUGAACCUUGGCCAAGUAUUGAAACGCCAUCCAAACCUACUCUGGAUACCAUUUUCAGUCCAACUCACGAAAUUCUUCACCCCUUGCAGUCGUUGCGGCUCGAGAGGUCGUUCUCGGCCAGACCUGUAUCAAGCAAUACCAUCGCAUCUCGUUCGACCAACAAGUCCAGCAGCUUCAGGCUGCCAAUGCCACCGACGAAGUCUAUUAAAUUUGAAGGCUGCAAAUCCGCCAAGCCACAGGCAAAUCCUGACGAAUUUGGUAGGUUCGUGUCCUUCAACCCUCGGUCGGAGUCUGCGCAAUUUGAUCCGUUUACAUGUUCGACGACUAGGUCGAAUUUUAUCAAAUUUCAGAGCUAUGCGUCUUACUCGCCAAAACGAAACUACGACAUUGACACUUACAAAUCCUCGACGCCACAGCUGAAAUUUGCUGAGUUCGAGGGCUACACGCUCCGGAGGCAGCAAUCGAAGACAGCAAUCACUGUAGAAGAAAAAUUGGAGCAGAAACAGAAUCUAAUCGACAAUCCCGACUAUGUACUUGAUGACACUCCACCAGAGACACCCAAUAAAACAAUCUAUUCCGAUGCGGAAACUGUGUCUGCGCAUAGGCCGAAAGUAGUGGCAAUUGUAGUGAACGCCGAGAAGAAGUUGACAUUUGCUGCGUUGAACUGGGCAAUCAACGACGUGGUUCAACCGGGGGACGAGAUAAUUAUUCUAGGAGUUCUCAAACACAUAUUUAGUCCAAUGGGAUUCAAGAUGCUGGCGAACACGGAUCCAUUGUUUGGAACAAACAAGGAGUUCCUACAAGCUAGUGUGACCGAAGCAACCCAAUUUUUUGAACAAAAAUUAGCUGUUUCUGGCAGGCGAGAAGAAUGCGAGAAGAAGAAGGUCAAGCUCACGGUGCGAAUAGCGCCGGGUGCCUGCGCUCGAUUGGUGGUUGUGCAAGAGUUAGCAGCUCUCAAAGCGACAUACGCAGUAUUUGACAGGAAGACAAUGAGGAACAGACGCUACUACUGCAAACAUCUCUCAUGUCACGCCGUGCGCAUGCGCCAAAAUGGGCGUUCCACAAGAACAGUCACCCCGAUAGCAUACAAGAGCUCUCCCGAGCCCAAGUUACUAAUCUCAUCCCUCAUCUCAAGAUCCAUCUCACCGAAGAGCGCCAACUGCACCUGUCCCGAGUCUCCAAGACCCACUUUCUGGCGAAAGUUGACAAGUUUCAAAUUACGACGCCGCGGCAGCCGGACAAUCACACCACAAAGCUCCGACAUUACCCAUACGCCUAGCGCCAUCUCUCAAUCCUCUCAAGCACAACUGCACCAAGCUAGGGACAACCUCUCAUUCAAGCUCAGGUCCUUCACACUUAGCAUCGCUGCGUGCACAUCGUGUGUCGGCGACGAAGCACACUCGCAGUCAAGUCGGAGCAAUCAAGGCGUGAUAUCGAUCACCAUCCCCACGCCCAUCUGCGCCUCAUGAGCAACAAUUCCAGUGGACGCAACAUUGAUUUUCCGAUGAAGCAUGGAAUUCUUCCGCAGUAGAUUCUUCCGAGCCCACGAUCGAUCGAUCUGGUGGGGAUUUCGUAUUUCUACCCGACACCGGCUUCAGGUGUCGAAGUUGCAAAAGUAGAUUGUAUAGAAACACUCAAAGGUGGAGCAACUGAGCAUGCACAACAUCUUGUUGAUUUGUUUAGUUGGUGUAUUGGUUUUUGUAGAAAAGUAACAAAAAAUAGACACUUCAAAAUAUUUUCAUUUCCAAUACAAGAUUUCAUUAGGCAAUUUCAUGAUA